Molecule: messenger RNA, 2383 nt
Organism: Puntigrus tetrazona (Sumatra barb)
Lineage: Eukaryota; Metazoa; Chordata; Actinopteri; Cypriniformes; Cyprinidae
Gene: stra6l
Product: STRA6-like
Exons: 18
Coding region: 152-2056 (634 amino acids)
Biological process (GO): vitamin A import into cell
Cellular component (GO): plasma membrane
Molecular function (GO): signaling receptor activity; retinol transmembrane transporter activity
Source: RefSeq, a predicted model, not a curated record
UAUCCUGGUUCAUGAAGUGAAAGCUUUACUUCAUAUCGUAGAACAUUGGGACUAGAGUUUGUUAUGAAGGAGAGCAGCUUUAUGGUCUAAAUAGUCUGCCUAUAAGCGACCUCCACCAGCAGAACGGGAGUCUUUGGAAACUUCAGACAUCAUGGAGGAAUGUCAAAAUGGAAUGUCAGUGGAUUUGUUCCUGCAUUGCUCUCUUGUUCCCGCUGUAUGCAUUGUGUUUCUGCUCUCAUUUGUACAACACAGAGCAAGGGCUCAGCCCUUUGAGGAUCGCUUUCCAUAUCUCAGGGGUCGAUUUGGCAUUGUGGUGCCGUUGGAUUUCAUUUGCAGUCUAAGUAACCGAUGGUCUUAUGGUUUCGCAUUUGGAGCUAUUGCUCCCAGUGUGAUUCAGCUUUUCUCUGAGUCCUAUACACCAUUUACUGUGCCUAACUGGGCUAAAGCCAUUGUGUACCUGGUAGGAGCAAUAGAAGUUGGUGUGGCCUACCUGCCUUUCUUUGCUUGUCUUUCCACACCGCACCGAUUACUUGGAGGGGUUUUAGGUCUUCUUUACACACUCACAUGGCUCAUUGUGAGACUGUAUGACACGAUAAGCUGUCCCUCUGGAAGGAUUUUAGGUUCUUACGAGAAAUUGAUCAUCAUGUGGCCAUUCUUCCUGUGUCUGUUUUUCCUGCUGGGACGGUUUGUGUAUAUUAUAGUGAAGGCUGUAAGAAUCCACCUGCAGCUACUAACUGAAGAGAAUGAAGAGGAUCUAAACUUCCAUCAGUUCAUAUAUGUACAGACUCUACUGAGACGGCCCCCUGAACGGCCAGAAAAAAAGAGUUGGUUUCGAAGGAAUGUGUACGACUGGGAUCCUCACUUUAAAUUCCCCAACAGAAUGAUUGGCACAUCUAUCAUCUCUAUUAUUGGCUUGUACAUGUUGACCCUAGCAGACUACAGCUUGAGUGACUACACCUUUGACAGACUAGAUACUUUGAUAAACUCACUUGCAGACAUUGCAUCAUCCUGUAAUGAAACAGACAAUGUGUUCACGUCACUCAUUCCCAGGAUGAAGGAGUUUAGUUUCGUAGCAAGAAGGUCUUGGUUGGCGACAACUAUUUUUUCCACUCUGACAUCUGUUACUUACACUUUUCACGUUCUAGUAUGUUACAGGAAACAUUUAAAGAGGCUGUGGAGGGGACAGAAAGCGUUUCUUCCAGAGAAGUUCCAUAAUCCAAGCCCGGCCGUUAGCGUAGCUGCUAUAACAAGAUAUUCAGGCUGGCAGAUUGCCUUCACUAUGUGGGGGUUUCUGAUAGUUCACUUUGUGCAGUUUCUGUUUGCCUUGCUGUUUGUGUAUGGAGUCGUUCUACCGAUCCAGAAGGGGCACUUUCUCAGCUGGCUUUCUAGUGUAGGCAUCAUUCUGCUGACAAUACUCUUAGUGAUAGCCUUGGUGAUAGUGCAGAUUAUUCUGGUCCAAGUGUUUUUCCUGCAGGACAAACUCAAACCUGAAGACAAAGAAAAGCCACUUGCACUCAACAACAGAAAAGCCUUCCACUGCUUCAACUACUUUUUCUUCUUCUAUAAUGUGAUUAUGGGGUUGAGCAACUGCAUUUUGCGCCUGUUAAGCAGCUGCGUUGUGGGUACGUGGCUGGUGUCACGCAUUGACCGGACCAUCAUGCAGCGGGGCUAUGAAUCCAUGGAUCCAGGAUAUAGUACGUGGAUUGGGAUGAUAUUUGCUGAUCAUUAUCAUAGCAACCCAGUUAUGGUGUCUUUCUGUCAUCUGCUGCUUGGCAGAAAAAUGGAGAAACAAGGAGCUGCAGUGCCCUCUUAUGCAACCUUUAGCAACAACACAGGAUGUUCAGUAGGGGGAAGAGUACGUGUGCGCUGGCUCCUGCUGUACACUCUGCUGAGAAACCCUGCACUCAUCCUCCUGAGAAAGAGAAAAAAGCUGAACCCAAACGACAGCCAAGACCCACUCCUCUUUGCCCGAGCCAUCACCUCACAGGCUCAACAAGCAGCUGAACUGGAAAACAAUAAAACUGCAGAAACAGAACCAACGCAGUCAGACAUCUGAAUCCGGUUCCUCAGUGUGAACACAGGCUGCUUGAUUUAAAAUUGGAGUUCUGUGUCUUUGACUAUUGCACUACUGACAAAAUUAACCUGUAGGGGAUAUAGACUUUGCUUUUUGAUACGACGGGCAAGAAUGAGAAUCUGCUUCCUUCAAUACGUAACUGCACUCAUCAAAGCCACCACAUGUGGCCUUGAAGACUGAAUUUUACCAGAGAACUGGAGAUUAUACAUUCGAGGUCUAAUGGUUUUUGUGAGCUUCUGAAACAAAUUUGAAUUUGAAUUACGUGUUUGUUGGUCAAAUAGUGUUUUGUAAUAAAGAAUGUGAAAGCUU